Didymosphaeria variabile is the source of this 642-nucleotide messenger RNA. It is a transcript of the gene NAA30, whose product is annotated as N-alpha-acetyltransferase 30. Gene Ontology annotation, molecular function: protein-N-terminal amino-acid acetyltransferase activity. Gene Ontology annotation, cellular component: NatC complex. The record is from RefSeq and is a predicted model, not a curated record. Gene Ontology annotation, biological process: N-terminal peptidyl-methionine acetylation. NCBI's taxonomy places the organism in Eukaryota, Fungi, Ascomycota, Dothideomycetes, Pleosporales, Didymosphaeriaceae. The transcript has 2 exons. The coding region runs from base 1 to 642 and encodes 213 amino acids.
AUGGGCGACGACACGGAUGCGAAGGAGAAGGAUGGCGAUGCGCUGCAGUAUGUGCAGUAUGAUGGAUCGAAGGAGGAGACGUAUCUACCUGCGAUUCGGCAGCUGAUCUCCAAGGACCUCUCGGAACCCUACAGCAUCUAUGUCUACCGGUACUUUCUGUAUCAAUGGGGGGAUCUGUGCUACAUGGCGCUAGAUAGCGCAAAUGAGCUCAUCGGCGUCGUAGUCUGCAAGCUCGAGCCCCACCGCAGCGGCCCCUUCCGCGGCUACAUCGCCAUGCUCGCCGUCCGCGAAUCGCACCGCGGCAAAGGAAUCGCUACAAAACUUGUGUGCAUGGCCAUUGAUGCUAUGGCCGCUCGCGAUGCCGACGAGAUCGUGCUCGAAACCGAGGUCACAAAUACGGCAUCGCUCAAGCUGUACGAACGCUUGGGCUUUCUGAGAAGCAAACGUCUGCACAGAUAUUACCUCAAUGGAAAUGCGGCGUUUAGAUUAAUACUCUAUAUGAAGGAGGGUACGGCGCUGAAGAGACCACCGGGAAUGGAGACGGCGCCGGCGGGGCAGAUGAUGGGCGGGCCGCCGAAGAUGGAGGAGUACAGGGGAUUUGCCCAGGAUGUGGGGGUGGGAGAACAGGCUUUUGUUACUUGA